Messenger RNA from Ictidomys tridecemlineatus (thirteen-lined ground squirrel), 4323 nucleotides. Lineage: Eukaryota; Metazoa; Chordata; Mammalia; Rodentia; Sciuridae. The record is from RefSeq and is a predicted model, not a curated record.
AAGUGUUGUGACUUUUUAAAAUAAGAGAUAUGCCAGAUUCUAUAUUUAGUUGCAUAUUCUCUUUAGAGGAGAUGAUACUUAUUUUAAACCUCUUAUCUUUUCUGUAACUUUUAAAACUGGGCAUUAUAGUAAGAAUCCACUAGUGUGGCAAAUCUUUGCACUUUUAUGUACUUAGUUUGUGGAAAAUACUCAAAUAGAAGAUUCCCAGGUGGUUCUGAGUGACAUAAUUAAAUGAUUAGGAAUUGUUUUCAGACUGUAGAUAGGAUUAAAGAAGAUUGAGGCAAGAAGAAGAAAUUUCUUGUAUUGUUUUAUUUUGACUAAUGACAAUUCUGAAAGAAAAGUGAUAGAAAGGUUUUAAGCAAAGGAAAUUGCAUUUAUUCUCUCCCUGAAUGACUUCUUUGAAGAGGGAAAUAAUCAGUUGGGUAUAUAAAUUUUAGUAUAUUCAUUUGAAAAAUUAUUUUAACAGUAUAGUGUCGUGCCUAUAAAAUCUCUGUAGCACUGGCACUAUGGUUUUCAAGAACAUCGAAAGUGUCAUUGUCUGGACCCUGACAUUAGACAUUAUAGCUGAUAUAAUUGUGUCCUCUCUGCUUCAGAUAUAUGUGAAAGAGGGAUUCAGCAUGGAAACAUUUGAAAUUUAUAUACAGGAUUUGAUUGUGUUUCCCAUACAAUGACAUGAUAGAAAUAAGGGAUUAGGAGAUCAGUGGGGAGGCACUGUUGAUUACAAAUGGAGAAGUGUUUGCAUAAACCAGAGUUCAUGUUAUUGUUAAGACAGAAAAAAAUUACUCAUUUGUAGUAUGGAGCAGAGCUCAAAAUUUCAAUUGUAUCUGAGUCAUCUGGGAAUCUUUUGAAAAUGCAAAUUAUUAUUUAGUAAAAGUGAACGUGUUGGGAGCUUUUGCAUGUCUCCAAAGCUUAUAGGAGCUGUGCAUGGAGGUACAAGCUUGUAAUUCCAGUGACUUGGGAGGCUGAAGCAGGAGGAGUACAAAUUCAAGGUCAGCUUCAACAAGUUAGUGAGGCCCUCAGCAAUUUAGACUUUGUCUUAGAAUGAAAAUUAAAAGGGCUGGGAAUGUAGCUUAGUGGUAAGUCCCGGGUUUAAUCCCUAGUACCAAAAAAGGAAAAGACUCAUAGAUGAUGCUGAUGAUGUUUUGAAUAACAUGACUCUAGAGAAGACAUUAGUAUCAUUCCUUGAAACAGUUCUGGUAAAUUUAGCCAUCCAGGAAGAUAAGUUUCACAUCUAUCAGUAUUUGUAGAGGGCAUUACUGGUAUAUAGGUCAGUACAAUGACUGUUCAAGAGUAAUAGCCUUUAGUUUUCCUGGAAAGAAAAACAUUUGCUACAUUGUUUACUGAGUUAACCAAAUAUAUAUAAUAGUUUUACAUUUUAAAAAAAUUAUUGAUUGCUAUUUAAAAGAGCUAUCAGUUCACUAAUUUUAGAGAGUGUCAAUAGAAAUGAUCUUACGUAAACUAUUUCAAGUAGUGAAAAACUGCUUCCAUUUAAUUUUGACUUUGUUUUUUUUUUGAUUAUAGAAGUAGUGUGUUGUGAGCCAUCCAUGGGCUGUGUGUGUGAACUAUGUGCAUUUGAGCACAUGAGGGGACUGGUUUGAUGUUGCGUGCUGAUUGGGCUGUGCAACGCAAGUGUACCUUUCUUCCCUCUCUGCAUGUGGUCCCACACAACAUCUGAGAUGGGUGUGACUUGCCAAGAUGUCAAUGAGUCUACUGACCAUAAGAAAUCACCAAGCAAGAUUCCACCUUUUGAAACCCCAUCUCUUGCCUUAUUUGGGUAGAAUAUUCUAUUGAAUGUCUUUUCCCCAAUAAAAACGGGAGUUUCAGGUGUGCACUCACUUCUUCUCUCUUGCUUUUUCCAGCGCUGCCCAGUGUGCAGCUGACCCAUGGGGACACAGAGCAGUCCCACCCUUGAAACACAGUUUUGAGGUUUUGUUGAAGAUUUUCCUAAAGAAUUAUCUGAAAUUGCCACAUAGCAGAAAUGGUUCAGCUGACAGGUACUCCUCUAAGUGCACUUGUUGAUGAGCCGGUGCGUAUCCGGAUUACAGGCCUGACUCCUUUUCAGAUUGUGACUCUUCAGGCAUCACUGAAAGAUGAGAAGGAGAACAUGUUUUAUUCUCAUGCCUACUAUAGGGCCAAUAAAGUUGGUGAGGUGGACUUGGAACAUGAUUCUGCGCUUGGAGGUGACUAUGUGGGAGUCCAUCCUAUGGGUCUCUUCUGGUCCUUGAAACCUGAAAAGCUAUCAACUAGACUAUUGAAAAGAGAUGUGAUGAAUAGCCCUUUCCAGGUCCAAAUAAAACUUUGUGACCUAAUGUUACCACUAGAAAAUCAAGUUACUAGUACCUCAAAGGUCAGCCUUACUUUGGAAAGGUGGUAUGUGGCACCUGGUGUCACACGGAUCCAGGUGGAGGAAGGCCGACUUCGAGGAGCCCUCUUUCUACCUUCUGGAGAGGGCCCUUUCCCAGGAGUAAUUGAUUUGUUUGGAGGUUUUGGUGGACUAUUGGAACACCGGUCCAGUCUCCUUGCCAGUCGUGGCUUUGCCUCAUUGGCCUUGGCUUACUGGGGCUAUAAAGACCUGCCUUCCCAACUACAGAAAAUAGAUUUAGAGUAUUUUGAAGAAGCUUCCAACUUUCUCCUGAGACAUCCUAAGGGCAGGAAACUCCACUUGGCCUCCACUUGCCUGCUGCCCAUGUUCCAGCUAACAGCCACUCCGCAAAAUGGCCUUGCAGAUGAGCCAGUGCACAUCCAAGUGACAGGCUUGCCCCCAUCCCAGAUGGUGACCCUCAAGGCCUCCCUGAAGGAUGAGAAGGGGAAUCUGUUCCGGUCCAAAGCCUUCUAUAGGGCUAAUGAAGCUGGAGAGGUAGACGUGGAGCGACAUCCCUCAUUAGGGGGUGAUUAUAUAGGGGUCCAUGCUAUGGGCCUCUUCUGGUCUCUGAAGCCUGAAAAGGCUUUCCGGAGGCUGCUCAAGAGGGAUGUGAUAAAUGAUCCCUUUAGGGUCACUCUGGACCUAUAUGACUCUGUUUGCUUGCAAGAUUCAACCACAGCUCAGCCCAGGGCCAGCCAGAUGGUGCAGCGCUGGUUCUCGGGCCCUGGGGUGCAGCGGAAGCAAAUCAGAGAAGGUCGUGUGAGAGGAGCUCUUUUUCUCCCUCCAGGAGAAGGCCCUUUCCCAGGAAUCAUUGAUUUGUUUGGGAACAUUGGGGGUCUAGUUGAAUUUCGGGCCAGUCUUCUGGCUACCCAUGGCUUUGCAGUAUUGGCACUGGCAUAUUUUGCCUAUGAAGACCUGCCUGAGAAACUGCUGGAGUUGGACUUGGAAUAUUUUGAAGAAGCUGCCAACUUUCUACUAGCUCAUCCCAAGAUCCAAAGGCCAGGAAUUGGUGUGAUCUCCGUAUCCAAAGGUGCAGAGGUUGCGCUGGCCAUGGCCUGCUAUCUGAAGCAGGUGGUAGCCACCGUCUGCAUCAAUGGGCCCAACGCUGUCUUGGAUAUCCCGCUCAGAUACAGGGAUCUUCUUCUAAUGCCCAUGCACUACCAUAGGGAGCACAUCCAGACCCAUGUCUCUGGGGCUGUGCGCUUCCGCAAUGGGAAUAGAGACCCCUGGAAUGAGCUGAACCAGCAGAGUGUGCUUCCUGUGGAAAAGGCCCAAGGUUGCAUCCUCUUCAUCGUAGGAGAGAAUGAUGAAUGCUUGGAUAGCCGAGCACAUGCGGAGCAGGCCAUGGAGCAGCUGAAGAGCCACGGCAGAAGCACUGGAAAGAUGCUGGUGUACCCUGGGGCAGGCCACCUCAUAGAGCCGCCCUAUGCUCCCUUGUGCUUUGCAUCCUGGAGUACAGCGCUCCCCUGUCCUGUGCUCUGGGGAGGAGAUCCUGUUGCCCAUGCUGCAGCUCAGGAGCAUUCCUGGGGAGAGAUACAGAAAUUCUUCAGGCAACACUUCAGAGGGACCAGAGGCAAACUCUAAAUAAAAGCUUCGGGAAGAUGGGGUGGGGAGAAGAGGCUGGAAUGGGGGAAGGCCAGGGACAGAAUGGGAGAAGACAGGGAAGGGGGAUUCUUCUGGUUUCUCUACAUUUACAGCCAUAUUGAAUCAACUGGAUGGAAAUUGAACAAAAAUCAAAGACCAGGACACAUGAAUCUGAGAAGUUUAAAUGUGCUUUGAAUGUUUGUAAAUUGAAUCCCAGUUUGUAUUGUGAUACUUUUGCAAAUUGAAUAAUUUUUAUCUACAUGCCCUCCCACCCCACUUAGGGAUGGCUUAUAUCCAGGCAUUGCUAAUCUUUAUGUAUUCCCUGAAAUUUUCUGUAAUUCCUGUUACUAGCAGGAAUACAAUUUGUAUUUAAACAA